AUGGGCUUCCGCUUGUCUUUUGCAACGAGGCGUUCGAGCGCAUCGCAGGUGUUGGCGCGCCGCCUCUACUCGUCAUUUGCGGGACUGAAGCACGAAGCGCGCCUCGUGCAACAGCCCGAGUUCCACCGCUCUGGGCAAGAACUGCCUGUGCUGCGGCUAGUAGGGGAAAAUGGGCGCCUCGUCCCAGGCGCCGACAUGCCAUGUGACAUGGCGACAUACUUGGCCAUGUACAAGAGCAUGGUGACUGUUGCCGUGGUGGACCAGGUGAUGAACUCUCUGCAGCGCCAAGGGCGCAUCUCCUUCUACAUGACCGGCACAGGUGAGGAGGCCGCCCAGGUGGGCACGGCAGCUCGCCUGGGCCGGCGAGACGUGAUUUGGGCGCAGUACCGCGAGCUGGGGACCUACCUGUACCGGGGCUUCACCAUCCAGCAGAUGGUGGACCAGUGCCUGAGCCGCGGCGAUGAGCCGGGGAAGGGGCGCCAGAUGCCGGUGCACUACUGCGACGCCAGCCUGGGCCUGCAGGCCAUCUCCUCGCCCCUGGGCACCCAGAUCCCCCACGCGGUGGGCGCAGGCUAUGCGUUCCGCAUCAGCGGACAGCCUCGAGUGGGUGUGACUUACUUCGGCGAUGGGGCGGCCUCGGAGGGUGACUUCGCAGUGGCGCUGAACUUUGCGGCCACAUUGAAAGCCCAGACUUUGUUCAUUUGCCGCAACAACGGGUGGGCCAUCAGCACCCCCUCGCGGGAGCAGUACGCCGGGGACGGGAUCGCGGUGCGGGGCAUCGCCUACGGCAUGCCCUCGCUGCGGGUGGACGGCAACGACCUGGCCGCGGUGUACCUGGCCACGGAGAAGGCGAGGGAGCUCUGCCUGGAGGGCCAGCCAGUUCUCCUGGAGCUGAUGACCUACCGCCGGGGCCACCACAGUACCUCGGACGACGCGGGGAGGUACCGGGACAACCGCCAGGUGCGCCCGGGCCAGGAGCAGCCGGUGCCUCGCGCCAGGCGGCUGCUGGAGGAGGCGGGGGAGUGGGACGAGCAGCGGGACCAAGACCUGCGGCACCAGCUGCGGGAGGAGUUGAUGGAGGCGCUGAAGACGGCGGAGGCCAAGACCUUUGGGAAGGUCAGCGACAUGUUCGAGGACGUCUGGAAAACAGCCACUCCUGAGCUGGCAAGACAGAGGCAGGAGCUCAAGGAGCACAUCUUGCGGCAUCCUGAACACUUCGCGACGAAGUUGAGUAAGCAUCACCUCUUCGGAUCCUUUGCAAGAGGCGGGGGGGCGGCAAUGGCCUGGCGAGUUCUGCUACUGGCUUCGGGCGCUGCCGGCUCCUUGCUGCAUGUGGCGGCUGGCAAGGGCAACGUGAGCGAGGUGGCUGAGCUGCUAGAUCGAAGAGGCCUCCUGCCAUGGAUCAACCAUCGUGCGGUGGAAGGUGACACCCCGGUGAUGGCCGCCAGCCUCGCCGGCCAGGCCGAGGUGGUGGAACUGCUCAUCCAGCGGGGCUGCAAUGUGACCAUUGCUGACAAGGAUGGUUACAAGCCGCUGGAUGCAGCCGCAGCCCACGGCCACAGUGAGGUUGUAAGCGUGCUGAUGAAGUACAGUCCGCCUUCGAAGACAUUGCACACAUUCCACAGAGAUGGCUUUGCGCCUCUGCAUCGUGCCUGCUGGGGCAAUAGUCACGAGCACAGCCAAGUUGUCCAAACCUUGCUUCGGGUGAAUGUAGACCCGGUCUUGCCAGCCAGCAAUGGAUCCACAUGCCUUCAGCUUGCAAGUCGCCAAGAGACGCGAGACAUACUGGCCGCUCACUGCGGGUCGUUUGCGAGCUGUGCGUCAGAAGCAAGCGCCGAUCAGCCUUCUUCAGCAGCGAGAACUGAGCUUUAAAGUGCUGGGAAC
Molecule: messenger RNA, 1884 nt
Organism: Effrenium voratum
Lineage: Eukaryota; Dinophyceae; Suessiales; Symbiodiniaceae
Source: the annotation of a GenBank genome assembly